GCAGAUAACUAAAUGACUGUCCAUGAAUAUGAGUCGCAAAGGCAGUGCAGAUGUGAAAACCAUCCCCCACACCCGAAUCAAUGAUGAGAGCUGGAUAUGGGAAAAUUACGAACCCGGGGAGAAAAUCGGGCAAGGCACAUUCGGCAAAGUGUUCAAAGUCAAACACAAGGAGACUGGGAAAUAUUGGGCCAUAAAGGUCAUCAACAAGGAAAAGGCUGGAGGUCCAGUUAUUAAGCUUCUGGAGAGAGAAGUGAAUAUUCUAAAACGAGUUCUGCAUGAACACAUCAUCAGUCUCAAUGAAGUGUUUGAAACUGCCAAGAAAAUGUACCUAGUGAUGGAAUUAUGUGAGGGUGGUGAGUUGGCGGAUGUCAUGAAAAACCGAGAGCCUCUUCCUGAAAAUGAAUGCAAGAUUAUCAUGACAAGACUAGCUAAUGCCAUAUCAUACCUCCAUAAAAAUGACAUAGUUCACAGAGACCUGAAACUGGAAAAUAUACUUCUAGCUCAGAAUCCUGAUAAUGUAGACGAUAAACUGUAUAUCAAGGUGACAGAUUUUGGAUUAUCAGUGGUGAAAGGAGGGACUGGUCAUGACAACAUGAUGCAGGACUUUUGUGGGACCCCCAUAUAUAUGUCUCCAGAAAUUAUAGACAACAAAACAUAUAGCCAAAAUUGUGAUGUUUGGGCCAUGGGUGUUAUACUGUAUAUAAUGUUAAGUGGAAGUCCACCUUUUAAAUCAAAAGAUGAGGACUCAUUAUAUGAACUAAUUAAAAAAGGAGAACUAGACUUCAGUGAAGAGGCCUGGUCUAAAGUCAGUGAUAAUGCUAAAUCCUUACUGGAGAAAAUGAUGAGAGUUGACCCAGCUCACAGACUGACUGCUACAGAAGUGUUACAUCACCCCUGGAUCACGGGAAAUGAAGCACAGCAGGAGUCAACUAAUGUGUUGGAAUUGAUGAAGAUGUUCCGUGAUGAACAGAACCAGAAGACAGAUGACAGUGCAAUAAAUGGAGAACUGAGUGAACUAGAUUUGGGGGGCUCCAAUGACACUUCAGAGGGCAACACUGUUAAGAAUGGAAAUACAAGGAAAGGUUCAGGAGGAGUGAAAAAGCCUGGGUCAGGUGGUAAAUCGGGGCCCUCAGCAGCACGACAGAGUAGUCAGGUUUCUUCUCAUUCUAAGCCCUCCACUUCAACUUCCAAGCCAAGUGCCAAAACACCCACCCCUACCAAAAUACAGACAAACAAUAAACUAUCUGUCAACACCAGGGCCACGCCCACCCCAUCUGGCAGGGGGCGGGGCACCAGGAAAUGACCAGUAUUAUUGAAUUGUAAACUAUGCACAGUGAGUCAGUGAUGGAGAAAUGUGUGAUGCCUCAGAAAUUAAAUUGUGAUGUGACAGAGAAAUGGAUUUAGAUAACUGAAGUGUACAACAAACUAUCUUUCUCUUAGCUCUUGUUUUUACAAGAAGAUGGAACAUUAUACAAAGACUUCAGACCUAAUAUGGACAUUUUGUUUUUGAUGUGGAGAAAACAGUGGUACUGCUUGAUGUAUGUGUUUUGAAUUUCAAGCUCACUGCUGAUUUUUAAAGUCCGUCCAGCUGUCUGCAUAUGCCAGUAUUAUCAAAAGAUGUCCUAAUAUGUUAUUAUUUAUAUAAUGAUCCAUGUCUACAACAUUUUCAAGACCUCUUUUUAGAAUUCAUUGAUCCUCUGUGGGACUUUUAAAAUAAUGCCAUCUUAUGUACAUGUAUCUAUUUGUACUUAAGAUUACCGAAAAAUUGCGAGCUUCAAAAUCUACUAACCAUUUUUCGGAUGCCAGAGGAAAAACCCUUUAUAUUUCAAUUAUUGUGAAGUAUCCUGCCUUAGGGCAAAUUUGACUCACAGUUUGUUUUGUGACGUUAUUGUGAUAUAUAUUUUUAACUGAAAUAUAAAGGUUUGAAAA
Messenger RNA from Saccostrea cuccullata (small rock oyster), 1929 nucleotides. Its product is annotated as serine/threonine-protein kinase 33-like. The transcript has 11 exons. NCBI's taxonomy places the organism in Eukaryota, Metazoa, Mollusca, Bivalvia, Ostreida, Ostreidae. The record is from RefSeq and is a predicted model, not a curated record. Gene Ontology annotation, molecular function: ATP binding; protein kinase activity. The coding region runs from base 23 to 1303 and encodes 426 amino acids. Gene Ontology annotation, biological process: protein phosphorylation.